AUGAACCGUCGAGCAGGAGCCACAGACAGGCACGCCCUUCUCGCAGGCGGAGCCUACCCCACCUCAUCCUCCCUCUCCGCCUACCGCUCCUCUUCGCCCUACGACAGCAACCCCUACCCCUCCACCUCCUCAAACGGCUCCUCCUACCCAUCCUCUUCCUCCAACCCAUCCGACUUCAUCGGCGCACCCAAAAAAGAACCCCCUUCCACAUCCUCCUCCUUUUAUAGUGAUGGAACCUUCGAUCGUGCAGCAUCCAACUACACCGCAACUCGGACGGCAGAAGAUCUGGAAGAACAAAAUGAUCAACGACUCGAUGGUCUAACCGCCCGAGUAUCCAUGCUCAAAGAGAUCACUUUGAACAUUGGAACAGAGGUCACAGGUUCAACGAAAGAUCUGGCCUCUUUGGGAGAGGCGUUUGAGAAUACAUCAGCCUUCUUGGGAGGGACGUUCAAAAGGAUGAAUAAGAUGGCCAAGAGGCAGGGAGGGUGGUUCUGUAAUAUGAUGUUGUUCUUGUUGUUCGUCACUUGGUUGUUCGUCUUCUUAUGGUGGUGGAGACGAUAA
Ustilago hordei is the source of this 561-nucleotide messenger RNA. RefSeq lists its product as uncharacterized. Bases 1 to 561 code for a protein of 186 amino acids. The transcript is spliced from 2 exons. The record is from RefSeq and is a predicted model, not a curated record. Gene Ontology annotation, biological process: endoplasmic reticulum to Golgi vesicle-mediated transport. Lineage: Eukaryota; Fungi; Basidiomycota; Ustilaginomycetes; Ustilaginales; Ustilaginaceae.